Molecule: messenger RNA, 1845 nt
Organism: Rangifer tarandus platyrhynchus (Svalbard reindeer)
Lineage: Eukaryota; Metazoa; Chordata; Mammalia; Artiodactyla; Cervidae
Source: the annotation of a GenBank genome assembly
AUGAACAAAUUGAACUUCCAUAACAACAGAGUCAUGCAAGACCGCCGGAGCGUGUGUAUUUUCCUUCCUAAUGAUGAAUCUCUGAACAUCAUCAUAAAUGUCAAAAUUCUGUGUCACCAGUUACUGGUCCAGGUGUGUGACCUACUCAGGCUAAAGGACUGUCACCUCUUUGGACUCAGUGUUAUACAAAAUAAUGAACACGUAUAUAUGGAGUUGUCACAAAAGCUUUAUAAGUAUUGUCCAAAAGAAUGGAAGAAAGAAGCCAGCAAGGGAAUUGAUCAGUUUGGACCUCCUAUGAUCAUCCACUUCCGUGUGCAGUAUUAUGUGGAAAAUGGCCGAUUGAUCAGUGACAGAGCAGCAAGAUACUAUUAUUACUGGCACCUGAGAAAACAAGUUCUUCAUUCGCAGUGUGUGCUCCGAGAGGAGGCCUACUUCCUGCUGGCAGCCUUUGCACUGCAGGCUGAUCUUGGGAACUUCAAAAGGAAUAAGCACUAUGGAAAAUACUUCGAGCCUGAGGCUUACUUCCCAUCUUGGGUUGUUUCCAAGAGAGGGAAGGACUACAUCCUGAAGCACAUUCCAAACAUGCACAAAGAUCAGUUUGCACUGACAGCUUCUGAGGCUCAUCUUAAAUAUAUCAAAGAGGCUGUCCGACUGGAUGACGUCGCUGUUCACUACUACAGAUUGUAUAAGGAUAAAAGGGAAAUUGAAGCUUCUCUGACCCUUGGAUUGACCAUGCGGGGAAUACAGAUUUUUCAGAAUUUAGACGAAGAGAAACAAUUACUUUAUGAUUUCCCUUGGACCAAUGUUGGAAAGUUGGUGUUUGUGGGUAAGAAGUUUGAGAUUCUCCCAGAUGGCUUGCCUUCUGCCAGGAAGCUCAUCUACUACACAGGGUGCCCCAUGCGUUCCAGACAUCUUCUGCAGCUCCUGAGCAACAGCCAUCGCCUCUACAUGAACCUGCAGCCCGUUCUGCGCCACAUCCGGAAGCUGGAGGAAAAUGAAGAGAAGAAGCAGUACCGGGAGUCUUACAUCAGCGACAACCUGGACCUCGACAUGGACCAGCUGGAGAAGCGGUCGCGGGCCAGUGGGAGCAGCGCCGGCAGCAUGAAGCACAAGCGCCUGUCCCGUCACUCGACCGCCAGCCACAGCAGCUCCCACACCUCGGGCAUCGAGGCCGACACCAAGGCCAGGGAUGCGGGCCCCGAGGAUGCCUACCCCGGCAGUGCCGUCCACCGCAAGCUGAAAACCUGCAGCUCCAUGACCAGCCACGGCAGCUCCCACACCUCUGGGGUGGAGAGUGGCGGCAAGGACCGGCUGGAGGAGGAUUCGCAGGACGACGAAAUAGAGAUGUUGGUUGAUGACCCCAGAGACCUGGAGCCAAUGAAUGAAGAGUCCUUGGAAGUCAGCCCAGACAUGUGCAUCUACAUCACAGAGGACAUGCUCCUGUCACGGAAGCUGAACGGACACUCCGGAUUGAUUGUGAAAGAAAUCGGUUCUUCCACCUCCAGCUCCUCAGAGACGGUAGUCAAACUGCGUGGCCAGAGCACCGAUUCUCUUCCACAGACUAUAUGUCGAAAACCAAAGACCUCCACCGAUCGACAUAGCUUGAGCCUCGAUGACAUCAGACUGUACCAGAAGGACUUCUUGCGCAUUGCAGGACUGUGUCAGGACACUGCUCAGAGUUACACCUUUGGGUGUGGCCAUGAACUGGAUGAGGAAGGCCUCUACUGCAGCAGCUGCUUGGCUCAGCAGUGUGUCAACAUCCAAGAUGCUUUUCCAGUCAAAAGAACCAGCAAAUACUUCUCUCUGGAUCUCACCCACGAUGAAGUUCCAGAGUUUGUUGUUUAA